Diceros bicornis minor is the source of this 2785-nucleotide messenger RNA. It is a transcript of the gene GDF9, whose product is annotated as growth differentiation factor 9. The transcript has 3 exons. Gene Ontology annotation, biological process: BMP signaling pathway; SMAD protein signal transduction. Gene Ontology annotation, molecular function: growth factor activity; cytokine activity. The record is from RefSeq and is a predicted model, not a curated record. The coding region runs from base 1026 to 2387 and encodes 453 amino acids. NCBI's taxonomy places the organism in Eukaryota, Metazoa, Chordata, Mammalia, Perissodactyla, Rhinocerotidae. Gene Ontology annotation, cellular component: extracellular region.
CCCCGAGGACCUCACACUCUUCAGCUCUCUCUGUCGUUCCGUGGAGCAGCAGGUAGCGGCCGGUGUCGAGGGGACAAAGAGGUGAAGAGAAAGGGGCCGGCCGACCUCGAGGGUCGCGCUGGCCGGGCGCUUGGGGCCUGCAGGUCUCCGGGCCUGAGGAGGGGCUGCCCGACGGCCGCGAACGCGACGUUUCGUCCGGGCUUGUCCAGUAGCAGAAACGGGGCUCGGUUAUCUUUAGACCGUCAGCGAGCCCGGUGCAGAAUCAGGGACGCCGAUCUGGGGCUUCCCACGGCAACGGCCGCCUUGCAAUCCCGGGCAGGGUGUAGACGUGCCCGAGAUGGAAUAAAAGCGUUUCCUCGAAUUCAACCACAAGCGUCCUCAAACAAGGACAAUUGAUAAAUGGCUGUUAGUGGUGCUUGGAGGGAAAGAAGAGGCUCCCUCCACAGCAGCCAGCUUCCCCCGAGAUGGUUCGGCCUGGGGGUGGUAUGUCAUGAUGCCCCCCCAUCCUCCACUCCACUUCCCGGGAGAGAGGCGAGGAACGUCGUGUGGGAGGCGUUACCGAGUUUUCGGAAAGCGCUUUCCACCUAAGGAUGCUGCUGUCCUGUACAGCUGACUGACUUUUCCACUUGAUGCAGAGUGUCUAUGAAUGUUUUGUUCAUGGACUUGCUGGCCAUAUAUAAUCCAGGACUAAGGUCUCAUUCAGCAGUUUGGGUGUGUUUUAUAAUCCUGCUUACUAGCCACGGGCCAGGCAGGCUUGGCAGGCAAAGAGCUUAAAAUCUGCAAACAUACCUCAGUUUUUGCUCUCUGUAUCUUGUCCCAUGCGUGUGGGUUGACUUUCUUCCAGGAAAUAGCCUCCUUAGGGGUGGCACUGGCUAUCCCUUCAUUUCCACUAUUCAUGGUGCACCUCUGUCUCAUUUUUCUGAAACAAUCUCUAGCCUGGUCUCAGCUCCAAGGCAAAAACGUGAAUACUUAACAGGAAGAAGACUGGCAUGGGGAAAUGUGUUCCUUGCUAAUGCUUCCAAGCCAUGGCGCUUCCCAGCAAGUUCUUCCUUUGGUUUUGCUGCUCUGCUUGGCUGUGUUUUCCUGUUAGCCUUGGUACUCAGGCUUCUAGGGAAGAAGCUCCGAUUGCAGCUAGUGUUGAGUUGGAAUCUGAGGCUGGGCCUUGGUCCUUGCUGCAGCCUCUAGAUGGGGGAAACAGAUCUGGCCUCCUUCCCCCUCUCUUCAAGGCUCUGUAUGAUGGGCAAGGUGGGGCUCCUAGGCUACAGCCAGACUCCAGAGCUUUGCGCUACAUGAAGAGGCUCUAUAAGGCAUAUGCUACCAAGGAGGGGAUCCCUAAAUCCAACAGAAGCCACCUCUACAACACUGUCCGGCUCUUCACCCCCUGUGCCCAGCACAGGCAGGCUCCUGGGGACCAGGUGACAGGAACCGUUCCAUCAGUGGACCUGCUGUUUAACCUGGAUUGUGUUACUGCUGUUGAACAUUUGGUCAAGUCGGUCUUGCUAUACACGUUCAACAACUCAGUUUCUUUUCCCUCUGCUGUUAAAUGUGUGUGCAACUUGGUGAUAAAAGAGCCAGAGUUUUCUAGCAAGACUCUCCCUAGAGCUGCAUACUCACUUACCUUUAACUCACAGUUUGAAUUUAGAAAGAAAUAUAAAUGGAUUGAAAUGGAUGUGACCACUCUCCUUCAGCCUCUAGUGGCCUCCAACAAGAGAAAUAUUCACAUGUCUGUAAACUUUACAUGCGGGAAAGACCAGCUGCAGCAUCCUUCAGCACAGGACAGUCCACUUAACAUGACUCUUCUGCUGUUCCCCUCACUGCUUUUAUAUCUGAACGACACAAGUGCUCAGGCUUAUCACAGGUGGCUUUCCCUCCACUAUAAAAGGAGACCUUCACAGGGUCGUGACCAGAAGAGAGAUCUGUCUGCCUGUCCCAUGGGAGAAGAGGCUGCUGAGGGUGUAAGAUCUUCCCGUCACCGGAGAAGUCAGGAAACUGGCAGCUCUGAAUUGAAGAAGACUCUGGUUCCAGCUUCUUUCAAUCUGACUGAGUACUUCAGACAGUUUAUUUUUCCCCAAAAUGAGUGUGAGCUCCAUGACUUUAGACUUAGUUUUAGUCAGCUGAAGUGGGACAACUGGAUUGUGGCCCCGCAAAGAUACAACCCUCGGUACUGUAAAGGGGACUGUCCCAGAGCAGUUGGGCAUCGGUAUGGCUCUCCAGUUCACACCAUGGUGCAGAACAUCAUCCAUGAGAAGCUUGACUCUUCAGUGCCAAGACCAUCAUGUGUACCUGCCAAAUACAGCCCUUUGAGUGUCUUGACCAUUGAGCCCGAUGGCUCAAUCACUUAUAGAGAAUAUGAAGAUAUGAUAGCCACUAAGUGCACCUGUCGUUAACAUAUUUUCCUUGAGCCUCUUUGGCCAAGUAAGUGCCCUUCGCCUAUCUGUGCCUUCAGGAGAAAGCUUCAUGUGUCACAUCUCUAAAUAUAAUGCAAUGUGUGUUGUAUAAGGAGGAGCCUGUGUAGAUUAGCACAUUCUAUGGCAUCUAUCAGCGUAAAGCAGUAACAUCUGCCUUUUUUAUUUCCAGUGUAAAUGUAACAUAGUUAUUUUGGAAAGCUUUAAAUUUUUUUCCCUGAGCGAUUUUUUUUUUACUUUUCGUAGGAGUCUUGUUUGUGAUGUAAGAAAAUAAAAAUUUCAUUAGUAUGAAUCUUGGAUGGAAUUGCAGCUCUAAGUAGACAAUUCAGAGUGCUGUAGUCUUAUUUAAUGGAAGAAUAAAUUCUUGUCAGUGGUAUAAA